This is a messenger RNA of Arctia plantaginis, 2493 nucleotides long. Lineage: Eukaryota; Metazoa; Arthropoda; Insecta; Lepidoptera; Erebidae. The record is from the annotation of a GenBank genome assembly.
AUGUGGGUUAAGCGUGCGGUGUGCGUGCUUUGCGCGUGGUUUAUGGUGGUUAAUGCGGAGUGGCACUGUCCAGUGCUGAGCACGCGUCCUUCAGCUGAAUGCUCCUGCGAUCUGCCCCACACGCUCCGGUGUGCUGGUGAUCACACUGCACUACAGAUAAUUGGCAGGCACCUGCGGCAAGAGAAAACCAGGAAUAAAAACACAGCGAUAUCACUCCUGGACUGCGCUCUGCGAGGAGUCACCGUUUUAUCAUCAGCAGCAGUUAGUGAGCUGACAGGAGUUGAGUUACACGGUCUAGUCAUAUCUUCAGGGGAUAUAAGAAGAGUGCAGCAGGGAGCUUUCAAUAGCGUGUCUCCGACCUUAAUAGCUUUGGGACUACCAAACAACCAGCUGCCAGCAGUACCUACAGAAGCUCUAACCAAAUUACGAAAACUGGACCGCUUAGAUCUAUCUAACAAUAAAAUCUUCUCAUUGGAAUCAAAUUCAUUUAAGGGCAUCAGCAAUCUCACUUAUUUGGAUUUGAGCGAUAAUCAACUAGCAGAUAUUUCUUCAGACGCUUUCAAACCUUUGAUUAGACUUAGCGUUUUAAGACUUAGAGGCAAUCUGUUAAAAGUACCUGCGUUGGUGAAUUUGAAGGAGGCUCAUAUGCUCACAGACUUGGAUGUAGCCAGCAACGCGCUCGAAGGACCACUCGGACCGAACACGGUCCCACCCUUGAGUUCUCUCACGACUAUUUAUUUAUCUGAUAACACAUUUGCUAGCAUACGAAGAGGAGCUUUGUCGGGUCUCACGAACUUAACUCAUUUGAACUUGCACAACAACCAAAUAGAUGUGUUGGAGGACUACGCGUUCAAGCAUCUAACUGAUUUGAUCCACCUGGAUCUAUCUCACAAUGAGAUAGUUGCUGUAUCAGGUGCAUCCCUUGCUCGGCUGACAAACCUAAAACAUUUGGAUCUCUCGCACAAUUUCCUCCGUUCACUCUCCGCUGAACCUCUCAAAUCUCUCGAGCAACUGACCGAGCUUCUUCUCCACGAUAACGACAUAUCGAUGAUAGAUGACGGAGCUUUGGUGCUGCACAAGGACCUCACCCGAUUCACUAUUGAAGAUAAUCCUCUGAAUUGCGAUUGCUUAAUGGCCGGUUUCGCAAGAUGGUUGAGAGAAGCAAAAAAUCUAUCUCAGUCUGAUAAAUCAGCAGCUGAAUGUGCCACACCUCCUCAUUUGGAAGGUGCCUUACUAUCUAGAUUAUCUAAAAGCAAACUUUGCGAUGAUUUCGAACACACAGAGUUCAAGGCAAAAGAAACGAACUACAAUUAUGAUAAUGUAUUAGCAAAUUCAAUUGUAAACAACUUUAAAUUUGAUAAAGUUGAUAAAGAAAGUAGUAAAUCACAAACUCCUGUUGGUGAUGAACGACAAUCUGCACCUACUGGAAGUGAUAGACAAGCACAGAUCUUUGGAGGAGACGAUGUUGUUGGAGAGGGUGGUGGUGGAAAUUUUGAGGACGGUUUAGAUGAUGAUCUUUAUGAUGAAGAGUUAGAAGUUCCAUCUGAAGACGAUUUGCCAGUAUCUAAAUCAAAGAUACAUCUCUUAGAAGCUUGGCAUGAUGGUGAAGAGGUCUACUUAUCCUGGGUAGUUGAUCCCCCCACGUCCUACCGAUAUAGAUGUACUGGAGUCACUGUAUCUAGAGCUGGAGGUCUGCCAAAGCAUGUAGCUUGUCACAGAGCUGCACCAUCUAAUGUAGUCAUAAGAGGACUGAAGAUUGAUCCUGUUGAUAAAUAUACAUUCUGUAUUGCUCUAGAAGAGAUGUCUAGUUCAGACCUGCCUGUUUCCUUACUGUUGGGCUGUGGAGCACCAGUGACGGUAAAGGAGCGAGUUAGUUUUGCCACUGUUGUGCCCGUAAUGGUUAAUCGAACACCGGUGCCUAAUCAUUUGAGGGUCACGGAAGUUCGUUCAAAUAUCACUAGUGACGGCGUUCUUACAACUCUUAUAUCAGUAAUGGGGCUACCUCAGCAUUCCCAGUAUGCGAUGCGACUCUCUCAAGGCUUACCAAAUGUUGACGUCAAUCCUAUUAACAGCUGUUAUGUAGUACUUGCUAUUUUGUCCCGUGGAUACUUAGUUGCGCAAAAAGAUACUCCAUGUCAACCAAUUCUAGAAGUAUCUAUGGAAGGUUUCGUUAGAGGGCCUUAUGAAGUCUGCGCUGCAAUCUCACAGUAUAAAAUCGAUAAAACACGAACAAUUUGCGUUGUACCACAGCUGAUAGAAAUUGAUCGUUCUUUAGAAAUUAAAACAGGUUUCAAAAGUUUGAAUGGGGCUUUAAUAGGCAUGGCUGCUGGUUUGAUGGUCAUGUUGAUAGGAGUGAUAGUGUUUGUAAAGAAGGCUAUGAAGAGAACAACUGAUUUUGACGCCCCUAGGUGCUUGAGGCAAGAACCGGUGCUGGAAGAAAACGCCCGAGCCAGUUACGUAAUGCUAACUCCUACUGCUACUUCUAAAGUGUGA